AAUGCAUCGAAAAUAAUUUCUUUCCGUUAUAAAAGAGAAUUAUAUUCUGAAAGAGAUGGUAUUAAUAUACUUAAUGGAUUUCAAGACAUCAAUAAAUUAAAUUUUGAAGAUGUUCAAGAUAUAAAUUUCUUUUCUUUUCAAUAUGAAUUUGAAACAAUGUGGUUUGUUGUAAUUUUGGAUACUUCCAAAUUAUCUUUAUAUCAAAUAAAUAAUGGAAGUUUUUACAACAUUAAUGAUUAUUUUGUACGAAAUGGAACACAAAUAAUUGUAAACAGUUGUACUUAUGGAGCCCUUUUUAUAAUUCAAAAUCAAAAUGGACCAGUACUUAUCUUAAGUUUCACUAAAAUUUUAAACAAAUAUUACCUGCAACAAAUUCAGGAUCUUGAAUUAAAUAAUACGACGCAUUUAUCGAUAUGGAAUGGAAUGAAUCAAUUACGCUUAGCCAUUGUUUCUCAUUCAAAUAUUUCAAUUUAUACUUGGUUUAAUAAUUAUUUUGAUCUAAUGCAAAUCAUUAAUAUUAGUACAAAAAAAAUAAUUCCUUUUCAAAGUAAAGGAUUCAUGUAUUUAGCAGUAACUGGAUCCACCACAUUGAUUUUUAAAUAUUUUUUAAAAUCUAAUAAAUUUUUAAUCAUACAAAGGUUACCAUCAAGUCAGGAUGUCUCUUAUUUUCAAUUAAAUAAACAGCAUUUCAUGGAAUAUUUUUUAACUUUAUCAAUGAAAUCUUCUAUUAUUAUUUAUAAAGAAUUACACAAUCGUUUUGUACCAUUUCAACAAAUUUCUUUUAGCAAGAUUAUUGUACCAAUUAUUUCAAAUAAAGCUAUUGUAAUUUUAACUUUACAUAAAGACACUAUAAUAGCUUAUCAAUAUGAUGGUUGGAAAUUUAUAAAAAUAAAUACAAAAUUAUUUGGAAUUAUUCAAUAUAAUCCAAUAAUAUUAUAUGGAAAAGAAUUAUUAUUAAUUAAAAAUAAAAAUAAUAAAUGGACAUUAAAACAAUUACUUUGGAUUAAAAAAAAAUCUUACAAAGAUUUACAAGAAGAUAUAAGAAUAUGGAAUUUCAAUAUCAAGAACAAACUUCAAAAAAUAGCAAAAGAAAUUCCAAAUUUUAAGAGUCCCAUUAAAAUUUUGAAGGGUCAUAUUGAUCAACUUCAAGUUCACAAUAUAAAUGAAUAUAACUUUGAAACAUUGAAAAAUGUAUCAAAACAGUACAAUAGAUUGAUCAAUAAAUUUCAAAAAUGGAACAAUAUUACACUGCAAAGCCCUAAGAAAUGGAUUACUGUGAAUUUUCAAAAUAUUAGUGUUAUAUCAGGAAAGAAGCAUAUUUUUCAUAAUGUACAGAUAACAAAGUUUUCUUAUGACAAUUUAAAAUUUGCACUAUUUGAAAAGACUUAUAGAUAUAUGGAUUGA
Molecule: messenger RNA, 1404 nt
Organism: Apis florea (little honeybee)
Lineage: Eukaryota; Metazoa; Arthropoda; Insecta; Hymenoptera; Apidae
Biological process (GO): signal transduction
Source: RefSeq, a predicted model, not a curated record